GCCAAAUCCAUGUAAACGGAAUCAUCUUAUCAACGUGGGAGGUUUAUUAAUUCUGUAAUUUCCUCAGCAGUGAAUAACUAGAAAUUUGGGCUCUCUGUCUGGUGAAGGGUCCAACUUCUGCCCUGUUACUCUGCAUGCUUCUCAUCAAAGUCCAUCCCAGAACAGUCCAUGGCUUCAAAAUUGACGUAACUCCUGAAUUAUGUGAGAUGUGUAGAAUGUCAUCACAACAAGCUUCUAGAGAGAGCUCGAACUCUUCAUACAUCAAACGUCCCCCACUGCCAAAUCCAUGUAAAUGGAAUCAUCUUGUCUACAUGGGAGGUUUAUCAAUUCUGUAAUUUCCUCAGCAGUGAAUAAUAAAAAAUUCAGCUUCCCUUCUGGUGAUGGGUCCAACUUUCUCCGUAUUAUUCUGCAUGCUUCUCGUCAAAGUCCAUCCCAGCACAGGUGCUGUUCUCCUGUGCUCUCAGCUCUGAUGCAAGCCUUACAGAAGAGUAAAUGGGAGGGAGUAACAAUGUGACAGAAUUUGUCCUCCUGGGCCUCACUCAGGAUCCUGAUUGGCAAAAAACAUUAUUUGUAAUGUUUUUACUCACAUACGUUGUGACGAUUGUAGGCAACCUGCUCAUCAUGGUGACUAUUAUGAGCAGCCCCUCCUUGGGCUCCCCAAUGUACUUCUUCCUGGCCUCCCUGUCACUCAUGGAUGCUGCUUAUUCCACUGCCAUUUCACCCAAAUUGCUUGCAGACCUACUCUGUGAUAAAAAGACGAUUUCCUUCCAAGCAUGCAUGGGUCAGCUCUUUAUAGAACACUUGUUUGGUGGAGCUGAGGUCUUCCUUCUGGUGGCGAUGGCCUAUGAUCGCUACGUGGCCAUCUGUAAGCCUCUGCACUAUUUGACCAUCAUGAAUCGACAGGUUUGCAUCCUUCUGUUGGUGGUGGCCUGGGUUGGCGGUUUGAUGCACUCUAUGGUCCAAAUUGUCUUUGUGUACAGACUCCCCUUCUGUGGACCCAAUGUCAUCGACCACUUCGGCUGUGACAUGUACCCGUUAUUGGAACUUGCGUGCACUGACACCUACUUUAUAGGUCUCACUGUGGUUGCCAAUGGUGGAGCCAUCUGCAUGGUCGUCUUUGUCCUUCUACUCAUCUCCUAUGGAGUCAUUCUAAGCUCCCUUAAAAGUUACAGUCAGGAAGGGAGGGGUAAAGCCCUGUCUACCUGCAGCUCCCACAUUACGGUGGUUGUCCUCUUUUUUGUUCCAUGUAUUAUCAUGUAUGUUAGACCUGUCUCCAACUUUCCCAUUGACAAAUACGUGACUGUGUUUUAUACAAUUGUCACUCCCAUGUUGAAUCCUCUAAUAUAUACCUUGAGAAAUUCAGACAUGAAAAAUGCUAUGGGAAAACUCUGGUGUAAAAAUUUAAUUAUAGAUGGAAUAUGA
Microcebus murinus (gray mouse lemur) is the source of this 1422-nucleotide messenger RNA. RefSeq names its product olfactory receptor 4A5-like. Gene Ontology annotation, biological process: G protein-coupled receptor signaling pathway. Gene Ontology annotation, molecular function: olfactory receptor activity; G protein-coupled receptor activity. The record is from RefSeq and is a predicted model, not a curated record. Gene Ontology annotation, cellular component: membrane. NCBI's taxonomy places the organism in Eukaryota, Metazoa, Chordata, Mammalia, Primates, Cheirogaleidae.